This is a messenger RNA of Cynara cardunculus var. scolymus (artichoke), 657 nucleotides long. RefSeq lists its product as uncharacterized. The coding region runs from base 1 to 657 and encodes 218 amino acids. The transcript has a single exon. The record is from RefSeq and is a predicted model, not a curated record. Lineage: Eukaryota; Viridiplantae; Streptophyta; Magnoliopsida; Asterales; Asteraceae.
AUGGAUCAAACUACUCGUCUCUACGCUUCAUCUUCAUCUUCUUCCUCAUACCAACAACAACAUCCACCAAAAACUAUCAUAUCGACCCAACCAUCGUACCAUAACUCCAUUCAUUUGGUCCGUAAAUCCCUCCAAAAACGAAUCACCAAGCCGUUCAUUGCACCGUUACCCCCCACCCCAACUAAGGUUUACAACGUCGAUUCUUCCAAUUUCAAGAAAGUCGUUCGUGUGCUCACUAGCACGCCCGAAUUUCAGUACCCGUCUGCACGACGCCUAAAAGACAUCGCCCCGCCGCCUCUUAUCCUCUCUACGAUACCAAAACCAUCGUUAUUUCCCAAACCAACACCACCUUCGAAAGGUGGAGGAAUGGUGAGCCCGCUGCCGACCUUCAUGAUGUCUCCGGAUUUUUGUAACUUCUUAAAUGAAACAUUGGAUACCACUAGGUUUACUUCAAAGACAGAUGAGAUGGAUCAUUUUGAGGGUUUGAGUCCGGUAGGGUUAGGUUUGCCAACCAAGCCAGGAGCGUAUGAUCUGUUCAGCGGUGCACUCAUGAGUCCGGUGGGGUUCAAUUUGUCACCAACCUCACUUUCAUGGUGUUCUUCGAUCCUUCUGAGCCCGGAGAACCUUUCCUCCUUCAAUCAAACCUCCAUCCUCUAG